Molecule: messenger RNA, 671 nt
Organism: Oppia nitens
Lineage: Eukaryota; Metazoa; Arthropoda; Arachnida; Sarcoptiformes; Oppiidae
Gene: Lamtor2
Product: ragulator complex protein LAMTOR2 homolog
Exons: 3
Coding region: 150-527 (125 amino acids)
Biological process (GO): cellular response to amino acid stimulus; positive regulation of TOR signaling
Cellular component (GO): Ragulator complex
Molecular function (GO): molecular adaptor activity; guanyl-nucleotide exchange factor activity
Source: RefSeq, a predicted model, not a curated record
AUUAUUAAAAAACAUUAAUAUAUUAUUAUAAGAUUGAGAUUAAAAUUGAAUAAUUGGUUAAAAAACUAUUGAUAAACCAAUUGAUAAACCAAUUGAUAAUAACAAACAACACUUGACUUAAGUUGAAUCACCAGAUAAUUGUGGACACAAUGUUGAAGCCGAAGACAUUAACACACAUCUUGAGUGAAGCCAAUACUUCUGGAGUCGAGUGCACGAUUUUACUGAACAGAGAGGGGACACUCUUGGCGUACUCAGGAUUUGGUGAUAGAGACGCCCGAAUGAUAGCUGCCAUCACAUCAAGUAUUUGGUUGUCAUAUGAGAAAUACGGCAAAACUGGUCUCAAUGAAGAUACACUUCAGUCGAUUAUGUUUGAGUGUCAGGACGGCAAUGUUGUGGCGGGAAGUGUAGCCAACCUAUUGCUCUGUCUUGUGGCCAAAAAGAAUGUACCCUUAGGUAUGCUUCAGAUGAAAAUCAAGUCACUGACCGACCACUUGGAGACACCACUGAGACAAAUGUCCGCCUCAUGAGUGACACGAGCUUUCAUGUUAUUUGUCGCCAGAAAUCAAUUGCAAAGAGUUUUAUUAAUAUUUUUUUAUAAAUAGUUUUUAUUGAGAAUAAAUCAUAAAUCAACUUAAGUUAUAAUUUAAAUAAAAUAUUCUAAAUAUUUGUAU